AUGGACUCAUCUUCUCCCUCACCCAUCUCUUUACCCGAUCAAAAACCCAAGAAAACCUUCGUGGAUUCACUAAUGGACUCCGCCACCACUCCCCACCGCACGCCGUCGUUCAAAGAAGACACUUACCAUCUCCACAACCUCAAACCUUCAGAAAAGAAAGCCCUCCAAGAACUCAAAGACAAACUCACCACCACCUCCGACGACGACAAUGCGUCCAUGUGGGGCAUCCCAUUGCUUCCACCCACCGCCACCACCGAAAAAUCCGACGUCAUUCUUCUGAAAUUCCUCAGGGCAAGAGACUUUAGGGUUCAAGAUUCACUCAACAUGCUCCUCAAGUGUCUUUCAUGGCGGAAAGAUUUCGGAGCCGACUCCAUUGUUGAAGAGGAUUUAGGGUUUAAAGAACUCGAAGGUCUGGUGGCGUACAUGAAUGGGUGGAGAGUGCAAGUUCUUGAAAGAGGGAUCAAGAUGCUCCAUUUAAGACCUGGUGGUAUUAAUUCGAUUAUUCAGGUUACUGAUCUUAAAGACAUGCCCAAAAGAGAGCUUAGAGUUGCUUCCAAUCACAUUCUCUCUCUCUUCCAAGAUAAUUACCCAGAAAUGGUUGCUCGUAAGAUCUUUAUCAAUGUACCAUGGUACUUCAGCAUGUUAUACUCGAUGUUCAGUCCAUUCUUGACUCAAAGAACCAAAAGCAAGUUUGUGCUUUCUAAGGAAGGAAAUGUCGCAGAAACCCUUUACAAUUCACGUUUGUUUGUCUGUGGGGUGAACUGCAUUCAAGUUUUGUACUCCAUGUACAUUAGGCCAGAGGAUGUUCCAGUACAGUAUGGUGGACUGAGUCGACCCAGUGAUUUGAACAAUGGUCCUCCUAAACCAGCUUCUGAGUUCACAGUCAAAGGUGGAGAAAAAGUUAAUAUUCAAAUUGAGGGCAUUGAGGCGGGUGCAACCAUAACUUGGGAUAUUGUGGUUGGAGGGUGGGAUUUGGAGUAUAGUGCAGAGUAUGUCCCCAUUGCAAAUGGAAGCUACUCGAUUGCGGUUGAGAAAACUAGGAAGAUGGGGCCCACAGAAGAAGCGGUUCACAACUCUUACACUGCAAAAGAAGCGGGAAAGUUGGUUUUGUCUGUUGAUAACUCGGUUUCAAGAAAAAGGAAGGUGGCAUCGUAUAGGUAUCUAGUAAGGAAAUCGGGUGCUGUGAUGUGAGUUUGUUUCAUUGUUGUUGUGUCGUGUUUUGUUAUGGUGUUUUUUGUGGUAUUGAGAGAUUGUAAUGAAGUAAUGAUGUUUGUCUACGUGAUAUGUAAGUUGUAAGUUGUAACCAUAAAAACGGUUGUAUUACAUUUUGUCUAAUUAGAAUAAGAGUAGAUUAAAUAUUAGAUUUCGUUUUCAAGGAUAUGAUCGUUCUUAUAAAAAGGUCAUUGAUAAAAGGUUGAAUGG
Messenger RNA from Lactuca saligna, 1422 nucleotides. NCBI's taxonomy places the organism in Eukaryota, Viridiplantae, Streptophyta, Magnoliopsida, Asterales, Asteraceae. The record is from the annotation of a GenBank genome assembly.